AUGGGGCCUGAAGGGGUUUUUGCCCAUUGCAUUGGCCCUUUGGUAUUCCAAAGAGACUCUCCCUUGGUAAAAGACUUCUCAGAAGGAAUUUCACGGCUGGCAGAAAAUGGAACUCUCAAGUGUUUGGAAGACCACUGGUUGACACCUCAUAAGUGCUCAAGCGACUCAACAUCGUCAUCUUCUGAAACUGAAAGCCUAACCCUCGCCGACUUUUGGAUUCUCUAUGUGAUAAGUGGUCUCACUUCCACCAUCUUCUUGAUCGUGGCUCUGUUGAGGACUUACUAUGAUCAAGAGAAAGAAGGUCAAUACAUUAAUAGCAUAGAAGCUUCUGAGAAUAAUGGUGUCUCGAACAAGACACUUGGAAGAUUCGCCGCAGGCAUUUACAACAAUAUUGGCAGUUUGAAUUUCAACAAUAAUGUAGGAAGAGCUGCAACUUUUGGUGGAACACAAACUGUUUGCCAUAAGAAUUCUUCGAGGUGGGAGAGUGUAAGAACUGAUGAUGAUUAUGUUAAUCCUCGACGGACCCAAUGA
Molecule: messenger RNA, 531 nt
Organism: Prosopis cineraria
Lineage: Eukaryota; Viridiplantae; Streptophyta; Magnoliopsida; Fabales; Fabaceae
Product: glutamate receptor 3.1-like
Exons: 2
Coding region: 1-531 (176 amino acids)
Cellular component (GO): plasma membrane
Molecular function (GO): ligand-gated monoatomic ion channel activity; signaling receptor activity
Source: RefSeq, a predicted model, not a curated record